Molecule: messenger RNA, 1263 nt
Organism: Eimeria mitis
Lineage: Eukaryota; Apicomplexa; Conoidasida; Eucoccidiorida; Eimeriidae
Exons: 1
Coding region: 1-1263 (420 amino acids)
Source: RefSeq, a predicted model, not a curated record
AUGGCAGCAGCAGCAGAUCCGACUCCAUGCGCAGCACAGCAGCUGCAGCAGCUGCUGCUGCAGGAGCUCCCCGCCUCUUCUGCUGCAGCAGAGCAGCAGCAGGGGGCCUCCAUAGCAGACUGGCCUGCUGCUGAUGGGGCUGCUGUGGGGGGCCCCUCAGAUGCUGUGAAGCGGCUGCAGCACAGCAGAGGUGCAGCAGCAAGAGCAGCAGCAGCACCGUUUGCUGCUGCUCUGUGCGGUAUACGCAGCAGCGAUGGCAGCAGCAGCAGCGCAGCAGCAGCAGACAGCAGCAAAAGCUGCAGCAGCACCAGUCAGCCUGUCAGUAGCCCUUCUGCUUCGGAGGUAGCAGCAGCAGCAGCAGCAGAAAUAGACGAUGAUGAUUUCCUGCUGCAGCAGCAGCACAGCAGCAACGGCAGCAGCAGCAGCAGCACUGGCAGCAGGUUAGCAUCACGACGCCCUCUGGCUCUGCAACCGGGUCUGGCGUCUCCUGCUGCUGCAGCAGCAGCAGCAGCAGCAGCAGCAGCAGCUUCUUGUCGCCCCUCUCCUUCUGCUGCUUCUGAGGCCAGCUCAGCAUCCCUCACCCGCAACACGAGAGCCUCAACGCGGCCGAAGCGGCAGCUAUCACGGCGUGAUGGAGAGCAGCAGCAGCAGCAGCAGCAGCAGCAGCAGCAGCAGCUCUGCAGCAACAUGGGCAGCAGCAUCAGCAGCAGCAAACACCAAAAACGCUCCAAUCAGCAGCAAGCAAGAAGCCGUCGUUCUUCUUCUCUCGAUCAGCAUGCAUUAGAUGCUGCUGCUGCUGCUGCUGCUGCUGCUGUCACGGGCACUGAUCCCGCAGCAGCAGCAGCAGCAGCAGCAGCAGCAGCAGCAGGAUGCAGCAGCAACAUGAACGGAAACAACAAUGCUGUUGCUGGCCUCAAUACACUCAAGCAGCAGCAAGAAGAGCUGCUGCUGCGCAGCACCCCCCGGGACCGCAGCAACUCGCGGGCUGACGAGUGGCUGCCGAUGCGUGCUGAGAGGCAGCAGCAGCAGCAGCAGCAGCAGCAGCAGCAACAGCAGCAGCAGCAGCAGCAGCAGCAACCCUCAGAUAACCAACUCAGACAACUCGGUGUACACUUCAGCCGCUACGAUAACUCCUGGGUAGCCCGUCUCCAUGUCGGUGAGUCUUUGCUGCUGCUGCUGCUGCUGUUGCUGCUGCUGCUGCUGCUGCUGCUGCUGUUGCUGCUGCUGCUAGAUAAACCUUAUCUCUCCCUUACACAGGGGUGA